This is a messenger RNA of Dunckerocampus dactyliophorus (ringed pipefish), 5777 nucleotides long. It is a transcript of the gene padi2, whose product is annotated as peptidyl arginine deiminase, type II. Lineage: Eukaryota; Metazoa; Chordata; Actinopteri; Syngnathiformes; Syngnathidae. The record is from RefSeq and is a predicted model, not a curated record. Gene Ontology annotation, cellular component: cytoplasm. The transcript is spliced from 16 exons. Bases 1881 to 3893 code for a protein of 670 amino acids. Gene Ontology annotation, molecular function: protein-arginine deiminase activity; calcium ion binding.
AUUGCUGAUGCUGUUAUCCAUUGGCUUCGCAGCAAAUGUUUGUUGGGAUGGAUGGAUGGAUGGAUACUGUAGAUACUUUAUUGAUCUCCAAGAGAAAUUCACAUUUCCAGCAUCUCUGCAAAAAUGUCAUAAAAAACCUAAUCAGUUAAUCAUAAAAUAAAAGGAGGAGACAUGAGAUGUUAAACAUAUUGGUAUUGGUUGAUACUAGGAUCCCAGAUAGGAUCCCAGAAUGCAGAGGCGAGUCACUGCGUGUAACAAAAGUUUAUGAACAAAAGAUGUCCCAUGAGGAAAAAAUACAAAACACAACAAGGCAAAGUACAACCAAAACCACCAACCCGAGUCACGGGGAAAAAAACACUACAAAAUGUAGGACCCUGCUAGACACGAGGAUAGCAGGAAAUAAUAUCACAAGCACUGCUGAGACAAGCAGGCCAACACACUAACAUAGAACAAAAAUUCACAGCUGCAACUCAGCCGGAAAACAAACUAUGUGGACACUGCGACAGCAAAAACUAUACAAAAACACACCUCAGCUGGAAUAUCCAAGCAGGGGACAAAGUACUCACAAUGAGACAAGAAAGUAAGGUUAUUGCGAGGACACGAGGCGAGGAUAAGCUCGGUUUAGGCAUGAAGCAGGGAGCAAUCUGGCAAUGCGUUCACACAUUGGCACAGCUAAAGUAAUUUGUAGGUGUGACCAAGUGACUCCUCCCAGGCCAGUAGGCAGCGUGCGGCAACAGAGUACAGAUAGGCGGCAGCAGAGCAGCACUACAGACCAUGACAGGCAUAUCGGUUAUCAGCAAAAACGCCAAUAUCGACAUCCCUAGUUACAAGAGAAUUGAGGUUUGUAAAUCCAUCCAUCCAUUUUCUAUGCCGCUUAUCCUAGUUUGUAAAUCAACAUCAAUAAAUUAUAUAAACAUUCAUCAUAAUAAACAUAGUAAACAUCAGCUGCUUGUACUGUUUCUUGAAUUCAUUUUAGUACAUUUUGAGUUUUUUGCUUAAUUGAUUCCAUAAUUUAAUUCCACAUACUGAUAUGCUUCAAGUUUUUAGAGUUGUUUGCAUGCAUGCAUGUUUUAAGUUUAUUUUUUUCCUCUGGUCCAAGUCUGGUUUUGCCUCUCUUAAAGUAAUUGUUUUACAUUAUUGGGUAGCAGUUAUUGUUUGCUUUACGGGCAAUUUUAGCUGUUUGAUAGUUUACCGGAUCACAUUUUAAUAAUUGUGAUUUUAGAAAGAAAGACGUGGUGGAUUAUCCUAACCUUUUUUGUAGUACAGUUAGUGGGUGAACCGUACAUUUGUAGUUAUUUCUCCAUAUCUCUACACGUUAACUCAGACAUGGCAAAACCAGAGAACAACAUGGAGUAUAGAGUGGUUUUUGGUCCAGAACGGCUGCACACUGUUUCGGUAAACGUUAAUAAUGAUUUGGAGUGCAUGAGAAGGUGGAAAAGAAACAUAGCUCUUUGACUACAUGAUCACUUAUAACAACUAACACAGCAGCAACAGAACCAAUGUUGUAAUAGCGGUGAGGAUGAUUCAUAAUUGUAAAAAGUACUGCAAGUUUAACACCAACAGCUGAGUAACGCAACCAGCUUUUGAAAGUGCACGCAGCGAAAGCCACUGGAAGCUGGAAGUAAUUUUCUUCCGUUGUUUUAGGCUGAGCAUUAUUAAUUCAUAAAAGACGCAAUAGGAGUGAUAGGUCAGGGACAAAGAGCCCUCUCUUUGGGAGGGAGGGCUGUUACAUGACACGGUGUUGUGUCCACUACACUGACCAAUCACAGACCAGGGCUUAAGUCUUGCACUAGUAGCCUACAUUAGCCUCCACUUGUUGCGUUCCGUGCUGCUGGUCCAGUUUACGUCAGGACCUGCAGAGACACUAUAUAACAGCCAUCAUGAUUCACCCCCGGACUCUCAGAGUCGAUUAUGAUAAAACUGCAAGUGUUGUAUGCGUGGUGGGCUCCUCGCUUCAUGUGGCACUGAACAGGUGUGCACCUCCCAACUCCAAGUUCUUCUCCGUAAAAUGCACUCCCAGUGUCGAGUACGGCAUCAUCCCACCUCACAAGGAGACCUCUCACCUCUCCCCCAUCGCCUUAAACGAAAAGUCAGUGCUGCUCAUCUCCAUGAGCGGUGCCAGCCAGCAUGAAAAUGACAGCAAGCUAUCCGUCAGGUACUACGGCCAAGAUAAAGACGUUUUGGGGAACGCAGUCCUGCACCUGACAGCACUUGAAAUCUCUCUCGACGUGGACGCGGACCGAGAUGGUGUUGUGGAGAAAAACAAUCCCAAUAAGGGAUCCUGGGAGUGGGGUCCUGAUGGGCACGGAGCCAUCCUAUUGGUAAACUGUGACUCUGAGCGGCGCUAUUUCCAAAAACCGGACAAUGAGGUGGACUACAUCUCCAAGUUGUCAGACCUGAGGGACAUGUCUGUGAUGGUGCUGCGGACCCGCGGCCCUGCCAAGCUUCCAGAGGGCUACAAGCUCACCAUGCACAUAUGUCAGGGCCACGCAGAGGGUGUCAGGGUGUACAGGCCCAAGCCUCGCUAUACGAGCAACUCCUUAUCUGGUGUGGCGAAUAACUUUGCCCAAGUGCUGUGCAGCAACGUCUUGUCCAGGGAGGUGCCUUACCUGGGGGGUGCAGCGGAGAUGAACUUUUACGUGGAGGGUCUGAAGUUUCCCGACAAAGACUUUGACGGGCUCAUCAGCAUCAGCCUCAGCCUGCUGGAGCCCAUCUGCACAGGUCUCCCCGAGACUCCCAUUUUCACAGACACGGUCAUGUUCCGAGUGGCGCCUUGGAUCAUGACUCCCAACACCCUGAGGCCUGUCGAGGUGUUCGUCUGCAGCACCUCAGAUAACUACUCGUUCCUGAAAGGAAUGAGGAGUCUUGUUGCCAACAGCGGAUACAAACUAAACAUCUGUCAUGAGUACAUGAACAGAGGAGACCGCUGGAUGCAAGAUGAGUUGGAGUUUGGUUACAUUGACGCUCCACAUCACCGCUUUCCCGUUGUCCUGGAUUCGCCUCGAGAUGGCAAACUUUUGGACUUUCCGUACAAAGAGCUGCUGGGUCCUGAUUUUGGCUAUGUGACAAGAGUGGCACUUAGAAAAGAUGUGAGCAGUCUGGACUCAUUUGGCAACCUGGAGGUCAGUCCUCCUGUGACUGUGAAUGGAAAACACUACCCGCUGGGAAGAAUCAUCAUUGGGGUGGCGUUUCCUACGACAACCAAAGGACGGAACAUGACCAAAGUGGUUCAGGACUUCCUUUGGGCACAGAAGGUUCAGCAGCCCAUUGCUUUGUUUUCAGACUGGCUGCUCGUCGGCCACGUGGAUGAAUUCAUGACUUUUGUUCCUGCGCCUGAUAAGAAGGGCUUUCGUCUGCUGCUGGCCAGUCCAGAUGCAGGCUACAAGCUCUUCAGAGGUUUGAAAAACAAUGGUCAUGGCCAGGCCAAACUCUUUGAGGGUUGCAGAGACCAGGUUCCAAUCACAGUGGACGACAUACUUGAAGAUGCAGGCUUCCAAGCUGAGAACAACUAUGUUCAGAGCUGCAUCGACUGGAACCGAGACGUACUGAAACGAGAGCUGGGCCUUGAUGACUCCGACAUCAUCGACCUGCCCAUCCUCUUUAAGCUACAGCAGGACGAAGAUAAUGAAUACAGAGCUGUGGCAUUCUACCCCGACAUGGUGAACUUGAUCGUCCUGGGCAAAAACCUCGGCAUUCCCAAGCCGUUCGGCCCGAAGGUGAACGGCCGCUGCGCCCUGGAGGCGGAGAUGAGCUCCCUGAUGGAGGAGCUGGACCUCAGCUGCACCUUCAUCGACGACUUCGCCUCCUACCACCGGCUGCUGGGAGAGGUCCACUGCGGCUCCAACGUGCGUAGGGAACCCUUUGACUUCAAGUGGUGGAACCUGGACAUGUGAACUGAAGUGUAUGAGGUAAAAGCCUCCACCAGCCUUCUAAAUGUCACCUUUGUUAAACAUCUUUAUUUACAAUAUGGAUGUAAAGCAAUAUGUACAACCAAGUCUUUUUUUUUUUUUUUUUUUUUUACAAGGGCUUCAGUAGACUGAACAGACAAGAAGAGAAAUACAAUCAUUUACAACAGAUCACAGAGAAAAUUUCAGUCCAAACUGGUCUACUUUGGAUUUGAACAGUUGGGCCAGACACAUGGAGGUGCUAUUGUGAUGAGCCACUAGGGGGCGCAAGCAAUCUAUGCUUUUCGUUUCAAGUCAAAUUGCAGGAUUUUAGAGUUCGAUCUGAAUCAUUUAUCAGUCUUUCUCUACAGCCUUUUUUCAACCCAACUAUAAACCACGUGUGCCUGCUUCAUUUCAUCACUGACUCAGGGUGCGUUCACACUUGUCAUGUUUGCUUCAAUUAAAACUUAAAACAUACUCUGGUGCUUUAGUCCUGCUAUUACGGUUCAUUUGGUCAAAUGUGAAAGCCAUCCUCUGAGCCCUGCCGUGCAACAGACAAGCGGGCCGAGGCCGCAUGAACGAUGGGUCUUGGUCCUCUCGCAAGUGGAUUGGUCUGGUUCACUUUAGGUCAAAUGUGAACGCUACAUGGACAAAGACACGGACCAGUGUUAAAAUGACAGCAAAAAGCAUGCAGAUAUGACAAAUAUGUAAAAGAAAAUGCGUUGCAAGUUGUUUUUCAUGAAAUCUAAACUGGUAAAUGUAGCACAUAAAAACAAGACUCAAUCCAGCACACAGCAUUUUGGUUUGGAAUAUUUGAUUUACAUCACUUAUGUCACAAAAUCGAACUUCAGAGUUGUCCAAAUUUUUCAUAAAUGGAAGGAUGUUUGGGCCACUUUCAUAUUGUUCACAUUUAUGAAACACACUAAAACCAAUCCAAUGUAGGUCAAGAUAUACAAAGCGGUUUAUUAAAAAUAAAGACAGGUGACGAGGCAAAUAGUGGCAAAUCCCCCAAUCAAAAAUUGUACGUAUUUUAUUUAGGUGUCUGGGGCACGAACGCCCAAAACCCAUUCAGUAGUGCCCCCCAGAAAGUGAGAAAAUAUUUGCACCUGCCACUAGGUUGUCCGAUUGACACGAAAUCCAAUACACAUGAUGGCGAGCAAGAAAAUCAUCAAAGAACCUAUGCCAUCUGCCAUUUUGGUUUGCAGGUGUCAUUUUUCAGAAAUCUGUGCCAUUUUGUUUUUGUUUUUUGUGUGGCCCUAAUUUUCUUCUGUUGGCUGUGUUUCAUUUAUAUGUAAAACAUUCCGCGGGCCAAUAAAAAAAAAAUAAACGGCUGCCGGUCUCGAAUGGGGCCACACUUGCCUUCAUUUGCGCAUCUGUUUUUAGUGUGCAUCUGUUUUUAGUGUGCAUCUGUUUUUAGUGUGCAGCCUUUGGUCCCAUAACAAAAACACUAGUAUGAACGCACAGCAAACUGCACCAAAGUGCGCACAACGUGUCUUUUUUUUGUAAUUUUCCAAACCGCAAGUGUGAACGCAGCCUUAAAAAAAACGAGACAAGGGGAGGGGGGCUCACUGAAGCAUCAUCCCCAAUCUGCAAAUAAACAGUGAAGAUCCAUGUGGCAUGUGUUACAUUCAGGGAUAAAGACGAGCUCUCACCUGACACAAUCAUCGUAAAGGCAACUUCAAGAUGAGUCACAGUGUCGUUGAAAAAUAGCAAACAACCUUAGCGUGCCUUACGUCGUGUUGCGUCGCACACAUAUCAACAUUUUACACAUGAAGUAAAAAACAAAGUGUGGCCACAAACGUACACUGUAUGUGGUUUCAAUAAAACAUUAAGCACAGGUACAACAUGGCACCAGAGGACGUUUUGCUUAGUUUUUGUCAAGCAGGUUGACAC